AUGAGGUUGUCUAUUUGCUGGGUGAUUCCAUUGUUCACAUGUUUCAACUAUAUCGAAUCCAAGUCCACAAAAUUGAAUUCGUCUUUAAACGUUUGCACACAAAGUGAGAAAGCUGAGAUAAAUGCGAAGUGCACCCCUUAUGUGAACAAUUUGAUGAAUUUAACGAAUGAAUAUUCAAACAUUCAAGUUACAUCAGAGAUCGCAAAAAAUAUCAAUACAACUUGCAACAAGAUACCGACAUGUUUUGGUCAAUUCAAUUGCACCGAGGCUCAAAAAAACAAAGAAACUUACGAAAGGCAAUGUGAGAGAAUUGAAUUCACGUACUAUGAAAUGAUGGAUUGUGUUUCGAAAAUGUACAAAGUGUUUUACCGCAGAAGCAACUACUGUAUCUAUCACUUGGAUUUUUUAAGGAGAGAUCCGGAAGAUCGCCGUAAUGCAUACGUCCGUGGAAAAGAAUGUGUUAAAGAAAUUGCUUUAGGAAUAAAAUGUGACGAGGAAGCAUUGGAAUAUCUAGAUUCACAAUAUGAAAGAUUUGUGGAUAUUAUGAGCACUAAACACCACGGCCAUAAAAACGAUUCUUUGUUCCAUGAAUUGGUAUCAAAACGGUGUGAUCCUGUGAAGGACAAAAUGAAUGAAGAAAUAAUUGUUUUGAAAAGCGAAAUGAAGUCCUCAAUAGAACUGACGACUCAUGAAAAAACCACAGAAGCAUGGCGAACCUUUGAGAAGAAACGCUGGUCCAAGCCGAAAUGUUGUUUUGAUUGAUAAAAUUUAUUUCUUCGAAAACCUGUAUUCAGUUCAAAUUCAAACAUAAUAUGUACAACUACAACACUAUUUUUAUCUCAGCUUAUAUUUUUGGAAAUAAAUUCAUUUCUAAAAUAACGUAACCGGAUUUUGAAACCAUUCGAGUUUCACAAAAAAACCUUUCAGACCUGCAUGGAGACCUCUUACUUUUCUGAAGACCACACCAACAAAACCGUCGAACUUUGCAAUGUGAUGUAUGAAGACGCUUUCAAUCUCUGCUUAAAUGAAGUAAAACCUCGGGAAGACGCGAAUAGUUUUCCGUGUUUCAUUGAUGGUAGGUUUCAUAAUCCACAGCUAAAUACAGAAGAAUUAAAAAACAAGGAAUGCAUGCAAUACGUCAUGACUGGCAUGUGUGGAGAUGGAAUUUUGACGAAUUUCGAUAUCAAUUGGGACAAUUACCAAAAAAACACCAAUUCAACAGAAGGCAUUUGA
Messenger RNA from Caenorhabditis elegans, 1233 nucleotides. The record is from the annotation of a RefSeq genome assembly. Lineage: Eukaryota; Metazoa; Nematoda; Chromadorea; Rhabditida; Rhabditidae.